AUUAUUUACGCCCCUCCGCUCUUGUAUGGUGGUUUCCAUGCUUCAGAGACGACAAACGUAGCGUACAGUCUAUUCCUAUACAGAAGGCGUUUCGCUCCCAUGUGUGCUUUUAAACUGGGCUCAAACCAGCAUCAUCACCACCACCAACAUAACACUGGACAUUACACAGACUUCUUAGGUUGACAGCAGGGGUGACAUGACUCUGACCAGAGGAUCUUUCACAUAUGCCAGUGGGGAAGAGUACCACGGCGAGUGGAAAGAAGGUCAGAGGCAUGGGGUUGGCCAGCUCAAGUUUCAGGAUGGAACCUGCUACUCUGGCCAGUUUGAGAAUGGACUCUUCCAUGGCUCCGGUGUACUGCUCUUUACAGAUGGAUCCAGGUACGAAGGAGAAUUUGCACAUGGAAAGUUUCAAGGCGUGGGAGUCUUCAGUCGAUACGAUGGCAUGAAGUUUGAAGGAGAAUUCAAAGAUGGACGUGUUGAGGGAUAUGGGCUAUUGACAUUCCCAGAUGGAGCUCAUGGUGUCCCGCAAAACGAGGGUUUGUUUCAAAGCCACAAGCUACAGAAGAGAGAUAAGUGUCCAGGAGUGGUGCAGCGUGCGCAGGCUUCAGCCUCCAACGCUCGCAGUCUGGCACUUUGACUGUCAUGGACCCUGGAGGAGACACGGUCUAGCACCUUUCAGGAGGGCCUCAGGGAUGUGUUCUCAUAUACUCCUCUCCAGCUCUUCUCUCUGUCUUUUUUCUCUUUUUCCACUAUUACUCUCUUUAUUUCUUUUUCUGCAUCUUCCUUGCUUAGCCUUCACAGUGGCUUGGAAUGCACAUGCAAUUUGGCCAAACAAUGGCCUUCUGUAUCACUGACUUGAAAUGCACAACACCAUGAAGCACACCUUUAACUUCACAAGUCUUGUAAACAUCAAAUGCUGCUGGUUUCCCCUUGUUCUAAUUAUUGUACCCAUAAAUAGUGUCUUAGUGU
Molecule: messenger RNA, 969 nt
Organism: Sander lucioperca (pikeperch)
Lineage: Eukaryota; Metazoa; Chordata; Actinopteri; Perciformes; Percidae
Gene: morn4
Product: MORN repeat containing 4
Exons: 6
Coding region: 197-637 (146 amino acids)
Source: RefSeq, a predicted model, not a curated record